Messenger RNA from Dipodomys ordii (Ord's kangaroo rat), 1499 nucleotides. It is a transcript of the gene Tssk1b, whose product is annotated as testis-specific serine kinase 1B. Gene Ontology annotation, cellular component: cytoplasm. The transcript has a single exon. NCBI's taxonomy places the organism in Eukaryota, Metazoa, Chordata, Mammalia, Rodentia, Heteromyidae. The coding region runs from base 208 to 1296 and encodes 362 amino acids. Gene Ontology annotation, molecular function: ATP binding; protein serine/threonine kinase activity; tau-protein kinase activity. Gene Ontology annotation, biological process: microtubule cytoskeleton organization; intracellular signal transduction; protein phosphorylation. The record is from RefSeq and is a predicted model, not a curated record.
UCUUCCUUUGUGACUUCACCCAUUGAAGUCACCUGGGAGACAGUGUUGAAUGUUCCAUCCUAGAGUCUUAGAGUCUUAAGAGGCAGGGCCACCAGGCCCGGCCAGCCCAAAGGACUCUUUGUCCACAGUGUAAAUGAGGACUCUGCUGGCCCAUGUCCGGCAGGGAUGUAGAGGGCAGACUCAGAGACACCGGGCGCUCCCAGCACCAUGGAUGACGCUGCCGUCCUGAAGCGACGAGGCUACAUCAUGGGGAUAAAUUUGGGAGAGGGCUCAUACGCAAAAGUCAAAUCCGCUUACUCUGAGCGCCUAAAAUUCAACGUGGCGGUCAAGAUCAUCGACCGCAAGAAAGCCCCCACGGACUUCCUGGAGAAAUUCCUUCCCCGGGAAAUUGAGAUUCUGGCCAUGCUAAACCACCGCUCCAUUGUCAAGACCUACGAGAUCUUUGAGACAUCAGAUGGGAAGGUCUAUAUCGUCAUGGAGCUCGGGGUCCAGGGUGACCUCCUCGAAUUCAUCAAAACGCGGGGAGCCCUGCAAGAGGAUGAUGCUCGCAAGAAAUUCCACCAGCUCUCCUCAGCCAUCAAGUACUGCCAUGAUCUGGACGUUGUCCACCGAGACCUCAAGUGUGAGAACCUUCUGCUCGACAAAGACUUCAACAUCAAACUAUCUGACUUUGGCUUCUCCAAGCGCUGCCUGCGGGAUGACAGUGGCCGCCUAACAUUAAGCAAGACCUUCUGCGGGUCCGCAGCAUAUGCAGCCCCCGAGGUGCUGCAGGGUAUCCCCUACCAGCCCAAGGUGUACGACAUCUGGAGCCUUGGUGUGAUCCUGUACAUCAUGGUCUGUGGUUCUAUGCCCUAUGAUGACUCCAACAUCAAGAAAAUGCUACGCAUCCAGAAGGAGCACCGUGUCAACUUCCCACGCUCCAAGCACCUGACAGGUGAGUGCAAAGACCUCAUCUACCGCAUGCUACAGCCAGAUGUCAACCGCCGACUGCACAUUGAUGAGAUUCUCAGCCACUGCUGGGUGCAGCCUAAGGCACGAGGUUUGUCCUCUGCGGCCAUCAACAAAGAGGGGGAGAGUUCCCGGGGCACUGAACCUUCAUGGACCCCUGAACCUGGCCCUGAGAAGAAAUCCGCCACCAAGGUGGAACCUCGAGAAGAGGCCCGCCCUGAGACAAAACCCGAGGAAGAUGCAGCACAAGUGGCCAAGCAGCCAGAGCCCCUGGGCUUAAGCAGUGAGCAGCUGCCCAGGGAGAAAGAGGAAGUCCCACCCCAACAGCCUCCAGAGACACACACCUAGCAAGGCUCUGUGGGCCCAGGGGGCCAGCAGGGAACAAGGCAGAACUCCUGGCUUGCAGCCUGAGCCAGGAAGAAGUCAAGGGACAACCAGAGAAGGUAGACAGUCCCGGAUGAGCCGCUAUUUUUUCGUGUUUUUCUCUCCCCCUUUGAACUUAUAACUCACAUGGCUAAAGAAGCAAUAAAUCACUAUAUUAGUGCAGAUCC